Molecule: messenger RNA, 444 nt
Organism: Malassezia pachydermatis
Lineage: Eukaryota; Fungi; Basidiomycota; Malasseziomycetes; Malasseziales; Malasseziaceae
Exons: 3
Coding region: 1-444 (147 amino acids)
Biological process (GO): proteasome assembly
Cellular component (GO): nucleus; cytoplasm
Source: RefSeq, a predicted model, not a curated record
AUGACGACACCGGGGCCUUCGAUGGCCAUUGUGCCGCCGACGCAUGCACCGCACCCCACCACCGAUGCCAAGUCGACAUUGCAUCCUGAGCUUGGCGUCCAUGACGCCAUGCGUCACGGCCUUCGCAGCCUGCACAGUGAAACAGCGGCGGCAUCGUACCAUCCCAUCCAGCACCGUUUGGAACAGUGGGACGAUACGCAACGUCAGUGGAAAUUGACUAUGCAACGAAAUAUGUUCGGUAUGGGGGCACCCAUGCGGACCAUGAUGGAGCGCCACUUUGUGGCUCAGUCCCCUCAUAUGCCUGCACGGCGCGUGGCGAAUUUGCACCUGGAUGUCCUGGAUGGCCGUGAUGAGACGCUGGAUCCGUCUGAUUUCCUUCCUUCGGACACAACUGGCGACAUGCGCGAUCUCCAUACUGCGAUGGAGCGCAAGUGGGGCGUCUAG